CGAGAUAAACCACCUCUUCUUCCUCCAGCACCCUCAAUUAUCUCUCUAUAAUGGCCGAAGCACUCGAGCAGCUCUCUCUCAAAGACAUCCCCCCUCCGCCGCCCGGCACCUCCUUCGUCGACGACGCAACCGGCGCCGACGCUGCCUCCGCCGGCUCCCAGGAAUCCCCCUUCAAGACCCCCGCCUACGCGCUCUACACCUUCCCGGAUGCGCCAAUCUACAUCAAGAAGGCCGCCGACGGCCCCUUUGAGCCCAUCUCCGCAUCAAUGCUGAAGAAGGCCAAGAAGGGCGCCGAGGGUCUCGCAAAGAAACUCAAGGCGGCGGAAGAAGCGGCCACAAAAAAGGCCGCUGACGACGCUCGCAAGCUCGACGAUGCAAAGAAGAUCGUGCUCGUCACUGACUCUUCGCUUCCGAAGCCGAAGCACAUCAAGAUCCGCGAGGGAACUGAAAACAGAGAAACCCGGGUGCUGAUCCACGGAUGGGUUCAUCGUCUGCGUCUGCAAAAGGGUCUUGCUUUCCUCGUCCUCAGAGAUGGCACCGGAUUUCUCCAAUGUGUCCUUGCUGGUGAUCUCGCGAACGCCUACUCCACCCUCACCCUGACGCUCGAGUCGACCGUGACCGUCUACGGAGUGAUCCACCCUAUUCCCGAGGGAAAGACCGCCCCCGGCAACCACGAGCUUGCCGUCGACUACUACUCGGUCGUCGGCCUCGCUCCCGGUGGCGACGAUGCCAUCACCAACAAGGUCCAGGAGAACGCUGAUCCCUCACAGCUACUAGAUAUGCGUCACCUCGUCCUCCGUGGUGAGACCAUGAUUGGAAUCUUCAAGAUCCGAGCUCAGCUGCUUAAAUCAUUCAGACGUGUGUAUGAAGAUCUGGGACUCACUGAGGUUACUCCUCCCUGCAUGGUGCAGACCCAGGUCGAGGGUGGCUCGACUCUAUUCUCUCUCAAGUACUACGGCGAAGAUGCCUAUCUCACGCAGUCCUCGCAGCUCUACCUCGAGACCUGUCUCCCGGCUCUCGGCGACGUUUACUGCGUGCAGGAGUCUUUCCGCGCCGAGCGCUCGCACACCCGUCGUCACUUGAGCGAGUACACCCACGUCGAGGCCGAGCUUGCGUUCCUGACCUUUGAAGAUCUGCUGGUCCACAUCGAGACCCUGCUCACGCGCACGAUCGAGUACGUGCUCGAGGAUCCCGAGAGUGCUGCGAUCCUGGCAAAGCUCAACCCGGGCUUCAAGAAGCCCACGCUUCCGUUCCGCCGCAUGACGUACGAGUCUGCUCUUGACUGGCUCAACGAGCACGGCGUGCCCAACGAAGACGGCGAGGCGUUCAAGUUUGGCGACGAUAUCGCCGAGGCCGCCGAGCGCAAGAUGACGGACGAGAUCAACGAGCCGAUCUUGCUGACGCGGUUCCCGGUCGAGAUCAAGUCGUUUUACAUGCAGAAAUGCGCCGACGACCCGCGCGUGACCGAGUCUGUGGAUGUGCUCAUGCCCAACGUCGGCGAGAUCACGGGAGGCAGUAUGCGUAUCUACGAGCUCGACGAGCUCAUGAAGGGCUACGAGCGCGAGGGCAUCGACCCGGCGCCGUAUUACUGGUUCAACGACCAGCGCGUGUACGGAACCUGCCCGCAUGGUGGAUACGGUUUGGGAACCGAGCGAAUUCUCGCGUGGUUGUGCGACAGAUUUACUGUCAGAGAUUGCUCUUUGUAUCCUCGCUUCUCUGGCAGAUGCAAGCCUUGAUUUAGAGUUGUGCUUUGUUUAUUCCUAGUUUUUUGUUUUACUAUGGCUUUGUAUUCUAUGUGCAUUUUCUGACGUUAGUGCCAUAACAUAAUAUAUAUAUAUACUACUACUUUGAU
Molecule: messenger RNA, 1852 nt
Organism: Myxozyma melibiosi
Lineage: Eukaryota; Fungi; Ascomycota; Lipomycetes; Lipomycetales; Lipomycetaceae
Product: asparaginyl-tRNA synthetase
Exons: 2
Coding region: 51-1736 (561 amino acids)
Biological process (GO): asparaginyl-tRNA aminoacylation
Cellular component (GO): cytoplasm
Molecular function (GO): nucleic acid binding; ATP binding; asparagine-tRNA ligase activity
Source: RefSeq, a predicted model, not a curated record